Messenger RNA from Durusdinium trenchii, 303 nucleotides. Lineage: Eukaryota; Dinophyceae; Suessiales; Symbiodiniaceae. The record is from the annotation of a GenBank genome assembly.
AUGGACCACGAGUUGCCACUGAAGCUUUUUCUCAAGGAGGAGGUGGCGCGAAAUGUUUUGCCGCUGGAGUUGCAGCCAGGUGGGCUUCCUUUGACGCUCAACCAACGGCUGCAACUGGCAGUUGCUUUGGAACUCAGUGCGGAGCAGCUACUCCUGCCGCACCAAGGAGACCUCUGCAAGAUUGUCCUUGGUGAUUUGAGAGCGGAACCUCGUGAGGACAGAGUGCGAUGGUUCAAGCUCACGGCCAAGCAUGUCCCCUUCAAAAAUUUUCUCCAAGUACAGGGUGUGGCCCAUGCUGGCUAG